AUGGCCAAGUCCAGAAGCAGCCUUAGCCAGUGCCCAAACAAUAUGGAAGCACAGAAUCUAACACGUGUCUCAGAAUUUCAUAUUAUGGCUCUUUCAGAGGAUCCUCACUUGCAACACAUUUUCUUUGGUCUACUCCUGUCCAUGUACUUAGUCACAGUGCUUGGGAACCUGCUCAUUAUUUUGGUUGUCAACUCUGAUUCCCACCUCCAUACCCCCAUGUACUUCUUCCUCUCCAGCCUGUCCUUUUCUGACAUCUGCUUAAUCUCUACCACGGUCCCAAAGAUGAUUGUGGACAUCCGUUCUCAGAAUACAGUCAUCUCCUAUGCAGGCUGUCUGAUGCAGAUGUCUUUGUUUCUCAUCUUUGUCUUUAUGGAUGACAUGCGUCUGACAGUGAUGGCCUAUGACAGGUUUGCAGCCAUCUGUCACCCCCUGCAUUAUCAGGUCAUCAUGAAACCUACUCUCUGUAGAUACUUAGUUUUUGUGUCUUUUUUGUUGCGUCUUUUUAUGUCCCAGGUGCAUAAUUUGAUUGCCUUACACUUUACCUACUUACAGGAUUUGGAAAUUGCUAAUUUCUUCUGUGACCCCUCUCAGCUGUUGAAUCUUGCCUGUUCUGAUACUCCUACCAAAAGUACAAUAAUUUAUUUUGUUGUAAUCAUCUCUGGUUUUCUUCCUCUCUCAGGAAUCUUUUUCUCCUACUAUAAAAUUGUUUCUUCCAUCCUGAGACUCCCAUCAUCAGGUGGGAAGAGUAAAGCCUUCUCCACCUAUGGGUCUCAACUUUCAGUUGUCUGCUUAACUUAUGGAACAGCCAUUGGAGAUUACCUUGCAUCUGCUGCUUCAAUUUCUCCUAGGAAAAGUGCAGUGGCCUCAAUGGGGUACACAGUUUUCACCCCUAUGCUCAAUCCUUUCAUCUACAGCCUGAGGAACAAUGACAUUAAAAGUGCCCUGUGGAGAAUAGGGAACAGAAGGAGCUAA
This is a messenger RNA of Fukomys damarensis (Damara mole-rat), 972 nucleotides long. RefSeq names its product olfactory receptor 18-like. The transcript has 2 exons. Gene Ontology annotation, molecular function: olfactory receptor activity; G protein-coupled receptor activity. Gene Ontology annotation, biological process: G protein-coupled receptor signaling pathway. The record is from RefSeq and is a predicted model, not a curated record. Gene Ontology annotation, cellular component: membrane. NCBI's taxonomy places the organism in Eukaryota, Metazoa, Chordata, Mammalia, Rodentia, Bathyergidae. Bases 1 to 972 code for a protein of 323 amino acids.